AUGCUGGAAAAUCAGACGACUUCAACUGAACAACUGACUACCAAAGAGCAUCAGCGCGUAGUUUCUGGUGAACAGAAAGCAGAGGAGAACUCUCUCGAUCUCAACGAUUACCCUGCGGAACACGGCGAAAAGCCGAUAGUGGAAAGCCCAAUGGCCUCUGCUGCUUCCGUCGGCAGUACUCGGUUUAAGAGAAAGAAGGGUUUGGGAAAGGAUGAAGCCGAGAGGGUGUACGAGUGCCGAUUUUGCUCCCUCAAGUUCUGCAAAUCUCAAGCACUAGGCGGCCACAUGAACCGGCAUCGACAAGAGAAAGAAACCGAGACGCUCAAUCGAGCUCGUCGGUUGGUGUUCUGCAACGAAAGUCUCGCCGGCGCUGCAGCAGUCAUCGGAUUGAAAGAUCUAGCUCGCACGGGCUCACAAAUCCACAUCGGGGGCUACCAACACUUCGCUGCCGGCGGCGGCGGCGGCAGCAUUAACGGAGAAGCGUUUCUUCAAUUCCGACCAGUGGUUUAUCCGAAUGCACCCGUGCAGCAAUACAUUUAUCCUUCUUAUUCCCCACCCUCACACUCGCUUCCAUACACAUCGCCACGCGUCCAACGCUCCGGCGCCACCAUCGGCGAUUACUGUGUUGGCCAUGUCGCCUCCGGGAGCGCCCAGCGUCAAGCACAGUACGGUCCUCAUCGAGAUCCCGGCUUUACAUGCUACGGAGCGCCUCUGUCUCACAGCUCCUCCUCGGUCGAGGAAGCGCGGCCAGCGACUUCAAGAGAUCAUGGUGCGCCAUGCAAUCUGAAGUAG
Molecule: messenger RNA, 792 nt
Organism: Zingiber officinale
Lineage: Eukaryota; Viridiplantae; Streptophyta; Magnoliopsida; Zingiberales; Zingiberaceae
Product: zinc finger protein STAMENLESS 1-like
Exons: 6
Coding region: 1-792 (263 amino acids)
Molecular function (GO): DNA-binding transcription factor activity
Source: RefSeq, a predicted model, not a curated record